Messenger RNA from Entrophospora sp. SA101, 726 nucleotides. Lineage: Eukaryota; Fungi; Glomeromycota; Glomeromycetes; Entrophosporales; Entrophosporaceae. The record is from the annotation of a GenBank genome assembly.
AUGGUUAAAACAACAUUUGGAAAAAAUAUAAUAACUUGUUCAAUUUAUUAUAAUGAAAAUGACUCUCCUGUUUUUCUGAUUGAUUGGAUUAAAGAUGAUGAAAAUUUUAAUGUAUAUUCAGAAAAUUCAACAACAGAUGCUUCUGAUUUAUAUUUCAUGAAACUUGGAUCAAAUUUACAAAAGUCAGGAAUAUUAAUGUUUGGAUUGCAAUUAGAAUGCCUUAAAAAUUAUCGUGAACAAAAUCCUCUUAAAGAAAAAUGUCAGAGAUUAAGGGUUAUAUCAGUAGGCCAAGAUAUUCGACAGACAUUUGAAAGUAGUGAGUCAUCUGCUUUAAAUAUUAACAAAGAUUUAGAACAAGCAUCAUUAAUCAAAACAAUAUUUGAAGCAAAUGAUAUUUGCUAUGAACUUUCUUAUGAUAAAAAAAAUUCAAAUGUUGAAGAAGCCAUUGUCAAAGUAAUGGAUGAACAUAAUAUUAGUAGAGAUUCAUAUAGAGCAUUAGCAGCAAUAAUUCAUUCUUUACCACAUGAAUAUGUUAUAGAGAAAAGAAGAAAUAAAAUCAAUCAAAUAAUUACUGAAAAAGUACCAAUUUCCACUUUUAAUACAUCAAGAGAAAAUCCUGUGGAAAAUGACACAAGUGAUGUGGAUAAUGAUAGUGGCAAUGAUACAGAAGAAGAAAUCAAUGAAAAUAUAAUUGUAGCAGAGGAGUCAUGUAGAAAUGGAGUCUGA